Octopus sinensis (East Asian common octopus) is the source of this 333-nucleotide messenger RNA. Its product is annotated as small integral membrane protein 8. The transcript is spliced from 2 exons. NCBI's taxonomy places the organism in Eukaryota, Metazoa, Mollusca, Cephalopoda, Octopoda, Octopodidae. The record is from RefSeq and is a predicted model, not a curated record. Bases 27 to 320 code for a protein of 97 amino acids.
AGAGUUAUCUCCCUUAACAUGCUAACAUGGCGGAACAGAAGGUGAAAGCAGAAACGACGAAUUCCUCGUCGAAGGUUAACAGUUCCUCAAGCUAUGGCUGGAGACAGGCACCGACCACUAUGUUAUUUAGAAUCACCAAUUUUGAAUUGUUUGUUAAACCUAACAAACCUGUGAUGUUUGCUGGAAUCUCCAUGUUUGUUGGUUGUGUGGCUUAUAUAAUCUUCAUGAACCUUAAUGAUGACAAAAAAAGCAGGACCUACGUCUCUGUUGCAGAAGAUGGAUCGUUAAUAAAAAGACAGCGGACUUCUCGCUGGGAUUGAUCCCUAAACAUCA